AUGGGUACUUUCAAACUCCAGAUGAUUAACAAUGGUUUAACAAUGAUCACAAUGGAACUAUACGACUCUCAGUAUCUGCUUAUCUUGGCUCCCUCACUGGUCAUUGUGCUCAUGUUCCUUUUCUUUUGGCUGUUCAUGAAAGAAACCUCGUAUGAUGAAGUCUUGGCGCGGCAAAAACGAGACCUGAAACCUGUAACCAUUCGCCCAGAAACUCGCAAGAAAAGUGAAAAGAAGAAAGGAAAGAAAAAAGAAACUAGUGGAAGCCAUGAAUCUGAUUCUGAGAAUAGGGAUUUUGAUUUGAUUGAGGCUGUUGUUGAACCACCAGAGGAUGAGGAGCACACCACUACUGCUAUCAUACCUUCUGUUAACAAUGAUUUAACUCUGUCACUUCGAGAGAGGAAAAAACGAGAUAAAAAACAGCAGCAGGCGCAGCAGUCAUCUCGGGCUACCCAGGAGGAGCCAAACACCAGAGAGAUGAAUGGCUCCAAACCACUAAAUAAGAAAAAUGAACCAGUUCCAGUAACUAAGCAGCCAACCCCUCCUCCUGAUACAAUGGCCAGCGGGAAGAAGAAAGCUACACAGAAAAAACAGAAGAAUGGCAUAAAUGAUCAACCAGCAGACAUCAAGGUAGAAUCCGUUCCUGCAUCUUUGAAGACGGAGCCUGCACACGCAUUACAAAGCCUUGACCCAAAGCCAUCAGAAAGUGCCAACAGUAAAAAAAAGUCUUCAGUAAAGAAACAAAAACCUGAAACAGUGGAUGAAAUUCUACUCCAAGCAACACCAUAUUUCACUGUAAUGGAUGAUAAUUUAGCUGCACCCCCUGUGGAGAAGAAAAAAGAACCAGUUAUGUUAAUUCAGGAUGUGGCUACAAAAACAAUUUCAAAAAAACUGAAGAAUGAAAUGGAUAAAGAAAAUUUGGAGGUGAAGUUUAAAGACUUCCUGCCAGCCCUGAAAAGCCAAACUCUUUCUGAUGAAGAAGCUGCUAAUAUUUUUGCUGUGUUGAGAGAGAAGAACCCUACAGUUGUUGAUGCUUAUCAAAAGACUAGUAAAGGUGAUUCUGCUCUUCACCAACUUCAGGAGCGAGAUAAACUAUUAUCAGUGUUACAGGAGGAAACUGUAAUGGCAAAGGAAAAAAUCAAACAGCUUACACAGGAGUUAGUUGCUGAGAAGCAGAAAGGAGGUAUGGUUGAGUCCAGGUGGAGAGAAAUGCAAGCUUCCUUGGAGAAGGAUAUGAGUGUUUUACAGGGGAAGGCACAAGGCACCAUUCAGGAGACCCAAGCUAUGCAAAUGAAGUUUCAGCAAGUGAGGGAGCAGCUUGAGAGUCAGAUUAAUCGCUUGCAACAGGAAAACAGCAUAUUAAGGGAUGCUGUUAACGCUGCCACCAGUCAGAUGGAGAACAAGCAGUCGUCUGAGCUCAGCAAGCUUCGUGCAGAUUGUGGGCGACUGAUGACUGAGUUGUCAGAGAAAAACAAGCAACUGCAACAAGAGGACGUUCAGAGAAAGAGCAUGGAAGUGACCUACAAGCAGUUAGAGAGUAAAUUGCAGGAGUCUGAAAGAAGAUGGGAGGAGUUCAUGCACAAAGUGACUGCUGAGCAUGAUAAACUGCAGGCCUCUAAACAAGAGCUUCAAAAUCAGCUCUUAUCAGUAGAAUCUGAGAUUGGCAACAAGAACAAAGAGGUCCAGACACUACGCAGCAGCCUCACUGAAAUGCUAUUGACCAAGGAACAGCUGGAGAAAAGGAUUAUUCAGCUUCUGGAGGCCUCCCAGCUUAAUCGAGCAGAUGAUGCCCUACAAUCACAAGUACAGGAUCUCUUGAAAGACAAGCAGUCUUUAAAGGCACAAGUGGAAAAACUACAAGCUCAAAUUACCUCUCAGGCUUCCACUGCAUCAAUUGUCGAUGAGCUCCACAAAAUAGUGGCAGAAAAGGAAUGCCAGCGGAAAGCCUUGGAAGAUGCUCUUAAUGCAGAACGAAGCAGCAAUGCAAGCCAUGGGUCUGAAAUCCAGAAAGUACAUACUGAAAACAAGACACUAAAUGCAGAAAUUCAGAAACUGCAGACCAAGAUUUCUGAUCAGGCAGCAGCAUUGCAGUCUUUGGAACAGAUACAGAAAAGUGUUCAAGAGAAAGAAGAGAAGGUGAAAACAGUUGAAAGUCUCCUGGAAGUUGGACUGAUCCAAGUUGCAACCAAAGAAGAUGAGCUUAAGGCACUGCGGAAAGAGAACAACACUCUUCAACAAGAAGUCAAAAGCCUUCAGCUGCAGCAAACAGAGCAGAUUUCUUCAAGUUUUCUAGUGGAAGAGUUGCAGAAAACAAUUUUGGAAAAAGAUGGAAAGCUGAAGUCAGUUGAAGAAAUGUUGAAGGCAGAGUUGGAGAAGGUUUCAAGCAAUGAAAAAGUAAUAAAGGACUUGGAGACGCAGAUUUUAUCCAUGGAGGAGGAGGUGCAGUCAGCCAAACAUCAUAAUACUGAGCAGGUCAUUGCAAGAACACAGCUCCAAGAAGUGCAAACAUUGAUGCAGGCAGAAGCAGAGAAGGUGCAGAUACUGGAGCAAAUGGCUGAAGAAAGAAGGAGAGAAGUUGCCACAUUAGACAUGCAGCUUAAGACUAUACAGCAAGAGAAACUUCAGCUCCAGACCCAGCUAGAAGACGAGAAGCAGAGGGCAUCUGUGCUUUUUGAGACCAUACAGAAAGAAAAAUUGCAAUUUGAGGCUCGGUUACAAGAAGAGAAGCAAAGAGAUUUGCAGCAGAUUGAGGCUAUACGCCAGGAGAAAUUGCAGCUCAAGUCUCGGUUAGAAGAGGAGCAGCAGAGAUUGUUGAAGCAGACUGAGGUCAUGCAGCAGGAGAUGCAACAACUCCAUACGCAGUUGGAAGAGGAGCACUACAGGACAUUACAACAUGUCCAGAGUAAGCUUAACACUUCAGCAACAAAUGAAGACUUAUUGGCCACCUUGGCUGAACAAAAAGAGAAAGUUUCUGAUUUGGAGGGUAAGCUGGCAGCCAUGACAGACUCUGUGGAAAUGUACAGAAAAAAGAACAAUGAGCUUCGUGAGAAAAACUGGAACGCGAUGGAAGCUCUUUCAUCCACAGAGUCUGUGCUGCAGGGGAAACUCAACAAGACAGUCAAGGAAUAUCAGAAAACACUGUCAUCCAUUGAAGCCCACAUGCGAGAUGUUUUUCAUAGAUUACUUCCAGCUUUACCUCUGCGUAAACAGUCAAACUAUUCACAGUUGCUACAGGAAUUUGAAGAAGCUGCAAGAGAUGUACUCCUUUCAAAUGCUGAAAACACUAAAGCUAAGUUGUUAGAGGAAGAGUUAAAGGAAUCCGAGGAAAGUUAUAGAGUACUUCAGAAUGAAUGUGACACAUAUAAGAAAGUGCUGGCAGAAACGGAGGGCAUUCUGCAGAGAUUACAGGAUAGUGUGGAACAAGAGGAGUGCCGCUGGCGAGCCAAGCUGGCGGCUGCCGUCAGUGAGCUGGGACAGGUGCGAAUGAAGUCAGAAGAUCUACAGAAAGAGGUUUUGCAGCUGAAAGACGAGCAUAAGGAACUAGAAAAUUUGCGGCAGGAGAGGCAGCAUCUUGAAGCAGAUUUGGAGAUGGCAAGACAGGAGAGUGCCACCUACAUAUCAGAAGUCAGUGAGUUGAAAGAUCUGCUGACUGAACUAAAGAGCAAGCUUGACGGCUCAUAUUGUGAGGCAGUGAGACAAAAUGAAGAGCUGAAUGUGUUAAAAGUACAGCUUAAUGAAAAGUUAGCCCAGUUGGAGGAUGAAGAACGUGAGCGGAAAAAAGUUGCUGGUGACCUGUACAAGGCCCAACAGUCUUUGGACCUGAUACAAGCUGAGAUCCUUCGAGAGUCCAUGGAGGCAGGACUCAUACAAAAUAACAGUGUAACUACAGAGAAGUUGGAGAUGGAUCAGAAGGAGAGUCUGCCAACAAGUCUGAAUCAGACAGUAAGGGAAUUGCAGCAGCUAUUGCAUGGGGUCAACCUGCAGCUAAGCAAGCACCAAAGGGAUGAAGACAAACACACAGUGGAAAUGUAACUCCUACCCAGGAACUUUUGGGUCCUCAGCCUUACUGCAGUCUCCAUUGUUCUCCUUCACCUCUCCCUUUCUGAGCUUUUAGUCAUGAACACUGAAUGUUGGAUCACAAGUAAAGUACAUGCCUGUCCCACUGGGCAGAGUACUGAACCUGGAAGAGAAGCGCAUGGUGACAGCGGUGGACAUAAAAUAUCUUCAUCUCUUCUAUUUCCUGCUCAAGUCACUUUUUAUACAAGUCUUUCCUUUUUCCAUUAAAAUCUUGUUACAGAUAUACUGUCUUAAAUAUUUGUGAGUUUUUAGAAAAUUUUCUUUGUUAAAAGAACACUCACUUUAUACAAUAAUCGGUUACAGUGCUCUUGGGAUAACCAACAAUCUGUAGCUUUGUAGCACUGGCUUUGUUACUUGGGUAGGGGGGAAGAUACAUGGUUAAAUCUUACUAGGUUAGAAUUUACCAGCUUGUACCUAUUUUUCUUGGCUUGGGUUCAAGUUCUGUCAUAGAUACUCAGAAGAGCAGGAUGGCAGAGAGUGGGGCAUGGCUGUACCAGAAUUAAAAUGUGAGAAAUUUUCUGUCGGGCACCUCUUAUUUUUACUUUUGGGUACAAAUGUCUUCUGUCUUUAAUCUCUUGUCAACACUCCACAUAUUACAGCUAAUUUAAUUAAUACUGAUCCGUUGGUUUCUUUUUUGUAAAAGGUGAAAGUAAAAAUAAAAGGGAUGCUUAAUAUGC
Erpetoichthys calabaricus (reedfish) is the source of this 4751-nucleotide messenger RNA. RefSeq names its product kinectin 1 (gene ktn1). The transcript is spliced from 41 exons. Gene Ontology annotation, biological process: microtubule-based movement; protein transport. Gene Ontology annotation, molecular function: kinesin binding. Gene Ontology annotation, cellular component: endoplasmic reticulum membrane. Lineage: Eukaryota; Metazoa; Chordata; Cladistia; Polypteriformes; Polypteridae. The record is from RefSeq and is a predicted model, not a curated record. The coding region runs from base 1 to 4029 and encodes 1342 amino acids.